CGGUACCUUUUGCAUAAUAAUACAAAAUAAUUUUAUAUUAUUGUCAGUCUAGAGUCGUAAACUCACUCGAAAGUAGUGAGAAAGGAAAUAGACUAAUAAAUACAAUGGCUAAUGUUGUAAAUGGUAAUCAUUCCAUUAGCAUUAUCCCACUUUUUUCGCUUUUUAGUUUUUGGUUAUAAUUUUUCCUUUCUGACAGUUCCCUGUUGGAUUCUUCUUUUUGGAACGUUGAGAUAGUAUACGAAACUCGCAAAUAUAUCUUUUUAGUACCUAACCAUAACUCCAUAAGUAGGAAGUCUACUAGCGGAGAUGUUUUGAAAUUUGAUAUUUCUUUCUGCCAGUGAAAUCCGGUGAGUGACACCGUGUCUAACGUACUGCCGUAUUGCGAAUGUUGUGUUACUUGUUGACGCAAUUUGGUAGCGAUAGCCGUUAAGUCAUAAACUGAAAGAGAGUUUCCAUACACAAAGGAUGUCCUGUUAGUGUCAUGCGAAUGAGUACCGUUGAAUGUUAUUUCUAUUGGACCGCAGAGCCGAAACAUGCCCGAAACUCAGAUCGUCAUCGGGAAAGACACCCGAGAUCCUCAAGUGCUCCUGACCACAGUGCGCGACGACAGAACACGAGUUGCGGAUUCUCCGGAGCGACAUACAAGUUGGGACCUGACCGAAGAUGGCCGACUGACGCAUAAAAACCCGACAUAUUACAUUUGCAAGGCUUACGCGCUACUAUGGAGGUUGGCUUUGUUCGCCAUAGGUAUUUACAUGAUUGUUGUUGGAGGAGUGUUUUUCCACAGCUGUCCACUGGCUGACGCAAAAAUUCCAGUAUACAUGAUCGUUGGAGGAGUGUUUUUGAUGCCACUCGUUUUGUUUGCACUUUAUAUGAGAAACAAUCGACCGGAUAAAGCCUUGGAAGGAUUGUGGAAAAUAUUAGGCUUCCUCAUUUGCUUGCCCAUAGCACUGUUUCUUUUUGCGUGGAGUAUCGCUGGGUUGGUGUGGGUUUACGGGAGCAUUCCUUAUGUUGAUCUAGUCAGGCCAGAAAGCGCCGAAUUCUGCCAUCCUGUCCUGUUUGUAUCCAGCGCCGUUUGCAUAUUUUUGACUUUUUUAAUUUUGACUGCAGUUAUGUAUAUUAGUGUCGUGUACUUCCGGCGAGGAGUAAGAAGAGGGGUACGGCGCAAUUAAUUUCAGAAAGUUAAGCUUGUAUGUUUGUGUGCUCUGACUCACUUUUCCGUUGACAAAGUAGCAAUGUUUUUAUAACUGUUUCUAUUUUAUGCAGCUUUUGCCCGCUGCUCUUAUUUUUGCAUGUUAGAGGUUUAUUAUUUUAAGUUUUGAGCGUUUUUAAGAGGGUUUUUAAUAAUCUCCGACGUGGUGUGAAAAAAGUGGUUUUCUGGCAGUGGCAGCUCAUGGACUUGCAAUUAAAUGAAGAUGCACGGU
Paramacrobiotus metropolitanus is the source of this 1424-nucleotide messenger RNA. RefSeq lists its product as uncharacterized. The record is from RefSeq and is a predicted model, not a curated record. The transcript is spliced from 6 exons. The coding region runs from base 534 to 1172 and encodes 212 amino acids. NCBI's taxonomy places the organism in Eukaryota, Metazoa, Tardigrada, Eutardigrada, Parachela, Macrobiotidae.